UUUGGCGGUUUGUAAAACUGAAUCAGUUUUUAAGGAUGGCAGACUUUCUGCAGUUCGAUAUCGAUUUUUACCAAUCAAACUAUGCUGCUGACAGUCAAGGGGAAAGCUCUGGAAGAACCGAAGACUCCGGGAAAAAGUUCCAGCCAGGACCUUGGCUGCCAUCCGAUGCCUGUUCUUCUCAGCCACUUGAAGGCCAGAUCUUCCAACCCACCGAUGCUUCUCCGUUCCCAUCCAACCAGAGUUAUUUCGAUAGUUUUGAGAAUGAGCCACCAUUGCUUGAAGAGUUGGGAAUCAACUUCCACCACAUUUGGCAAAAAACAUUAACCGUGCUGAACCCCGUGAAGCCAGCUGAAGCCGCCAUUAUGAAUGAGACAGACCUGGCUGGGCCUUUGGUUUUCUGCUUGGCUCUGGGAUCCACGUGGCUCUUGGCAGGAAAAGUCCAUUUUGGCUACGUCUACGGCAGCAGUGUGAUCGGCUGCCUAGCCAUCCAUGCUCUGUUGAAUUUGAUGAGCCUUGUAGGGGUUUCCCACGGAUGCGUCGCCAGUGUGCUUGGCUACAGUCUAUUGCCCAUGGUGAUCUUGUCCACCUGUGCCGUAUUUUUCUCUUUGCAAGGCAUCCUUGGGACUCUGAUGGCCCUGAUCAUUAUUGGAUGGUGCAGCCUCUCAGCCUCCAAAAUCUUUGCUUCCACCUUGGCUAUGGAAGGACAACAGGUUUUGGUUGCUUAUCCUUGUGGUUUACUCUAUGGCCUUUUGGCCCUCAUAACCAUUUUCUGAGCUUUGCUGUCGUAGCAGGAUGUGGUGCAGGGGUGGGAUUCUACUGGU
Messenger RNA from Notechis scutatus (mainland tiger snake), 821 nucleotides. It is a transcript of the gene YIPF7, whose product is annotated as Yip1 domain family member 7. The record is from RefSeq and is a predicted model, not a curated record. Gene Ontology annotation, biological process: endoplasmic reticulum to Golgi vesicle-mediated transport; vesicle fusion with Golgi apparatus. Gene Ontology annotation, cellular component: trans-Golgi network. NCBI's taxonomy places the organism in Eukaryota, Metazoa, Chordata, Lepidosauria, Squamata, Elapidae.